Molecule: messenger RNA, 2463 nt
Organism: Lotus japonicus
Lineage: Eukaryota; Viridiplantae; Streptophyta; Magnoliopsida; Fabales; Fabaceae
Product: BTB/POZ domain-containing protein SR1IP1-like
Exons: 5
Coding region: 504-2300 (598 amino acids)
Molecular function (GO): protein binding
Source: RefSeq, a predicted model, not a curated record
UGAGUGUUGAUAGUAGUAGUGUUCCGCUCGAAAUCAUUUAAAAGCACCCACUACACAGCACGAAGUACAUCUUCAUGUUUGUAUUUUGCUCCUCCUCCUACUUAUAGUCAUAUGGUCCUAUUACCGCUCAUAUAUAUUCCUUGCUGUACCCUCUAAAGGUUUGUGGUCUUUGACUUCAGAUUCUACUCAUUAUUGUCUUUCUAGAAUACUUGUGCAGUUUAGCAUGGACGACCUUCUCAUUCGAAUACAUUUUCAAAUGGAUAUAUAGAGUAAGCAACAUUCUGCUCCCUUACCCCUUUUGCCCUGAAGAAAAUAUAACUAGAUGACCUUUGAUUUGGAUCACUUUUCACAAAAACUUGCAACACUUAAUCAAACCCAACCAUGUAAAUGGUUUUCAUAUUAUAUUCUUAAUAAUACUCUUUAGGAGCAAGAUCAAGAGAAAUCUACAACAGCUGCUGCCUGCUGGUGACUUGCUGAGGAAGAAGGAACUUAAAUCUAGUGCAAUGAAGAAAACAAGUGAAUGGAAUUUUCCCCAGGAGAUUCCAAGUGAUGUCACUGUUCAAAUUGACAAUGCUUCCUUUUCAUUACAUAAGUUUCCAUUAAUUUCCAAGUGUGGAUACAUAAGGAAGCUGGUUUCAGAAUCUAGUGAAGCUGAUGUUUCAUUUAUUGAACUCUCGAAUGUCCCCGGGGGAGCAGAAGCAUUUGAUUUAGCAGCAAAGUUCUGCUAUGGGAUAAAUUUCGAAAUAAGCGUUGAAAACAUCGCUAUGCUUCGCUGCGUGGCAGAGUAUCUUGAGAUGACAGAAGACAAUUCCAUUGGAAAUUUGGUGGGAAGGAGUGAUUUUUACUUGAAUGAAGUGGCACUAGAAACCAUUUCCGGAGCUGUUUCUGUCUUGCAUAUGCCAGAAACGCUUCUUCAAGUUGCAGAGAAAGCGAAAUUGGUGAACCGAUGCAUAGAUGCAAUUGCAUACAUGGCCUCCAAGCAAAGCCAGUUAUGUUCACCUGCAAGAAGUCAAUGUAGCAGUGAUGGAGUGAUGUCUUCCUCCAUGGCAUCUCACAGAAGGCCAGUAGUUCAUUGGUGGGGUGAAGAUUUGACAGUUCUCAGAAUUGACAUUUUUCAAAGGGUUUUGAUUGCUAUGAUGGGAAGAGGGUUUAAGCAGUUUGAUCUUGGUCCUAUUAUAAUGCUCUAUGCUCAGAAAUCUUUGGAAGGUUUGGAGAUAUUUGGAAAGGGAAGGAAGGAGCUUGAACCACAACAUGAGCACGAGAAGAGGGUUGUUGUAGAGACACUAGUGAGCCUUCUACCAAGAGAGAAGAAUGCAAUGUCUGUCAGCUCUCUAUCCAUGUUGCUCCGAGCAGCAAUCUAUCUUGAGACAACCGUUGCUUGCAGGCUUGAUUUGGAGAAGAGAGUGGCCAUGCAAUUAGGACAGGCUGUUUUAGAUGAUCUUCUGAUUCCUUCCUAUUCCUUUCCCGGGAACACUUUGUUUGAUGUGGAUACAGUGCAGAGGAUCGUGGUGAGUUACCUUGAAUUUGAAAUAGGAAAUCAUUCAGUGUCCAGUGCAGAUGAUGAGUAUUUUUCUCCUUCACAAAGAGGUAUUGUAAGGGUUGGAAAGUUAAUGGAGAACUACCUUGCUGAAAUAGCUGCUGACAGAAAUUUACCGGCUUCAAAGUUCAUCAGCAUUGCUGAACUAAUUCCUGAACAAUCAAUACCAACAGAAGAUGGGAAGUAUAGAGCCAUAGACAUCUAUCUCAAGGCUCAUCCUUUUCUAAGUGAAAUGGAGAAGAAGAACGUUUGCAGCGUGAUGCAUUGCCAGAAGCUAUCACGCGAUGCGCGUGCACACGCUGCUCAAAAUGACAGGCUUCCGGUCCAAACAGUACUUCAAGUUCUCUCUUUCCAACAGAAACAUCUUCGCGAGACCAUGAAUGAUGGUGGUGUAAAUUGGGAUGGUACUUCGAUUCCUGACAAGUUGAAUGUGUAUUCUGCUGAGCUGAAUCCAGUUUCAAAAGUAAUCUCCAAUUUACGUAGAGAAAAUGAAGAACUGAAACGAGAGAUUGUGAAGUUGAAGAUGAAGCUACAAGAGAUUGAAAAACCUGCACAUGAAUCAUCAGCUCCUAGUAGUCCUUUGAUAAGUGCUUAUUCACCUUCAGUGAACAAGCCUCCAUUGCCUAGAAAAUCAUUCAUGAAAUCUGUGUCCAGAAAACUUGGGCGUCUUUAUCCUUUUUCACGUGCUGCUGCUGAUACUGUCACAACACCUUUCAAAGAUCGUUUGAAACCAGAGAAGAAAAUACGCCAUUCCAUAUCUUGAGAUUGUGCAGACUGCAGAGUACCUGUCUGUUUGUUGUUUGUUUGCAGAGACUUGUACGUAAACAGAAUUAGUCUUUCGAUUUUACUUCAUUCGUGUUUUGCUCUUGUUUUGAUCUCAUGUCAAGAUUCAAGAACAUUUUAAAUAAAAAUAUUACGAACAAUAA